Molecule: messenger RNA, 534 nt
Organism: Miscanthus lutarioriparius
Lineage: Eukaryota; Viridiplantae; Streptophyta; Magnoliopsida; Poales; Poaceae
Source: the annotation of a GenBank genome assembly
AUGGCGUUUCUGAAGCGUAGUAGUCUAAUAGCUGCCUUCCCAGUGGCCAUGGCGAUAAUGGCCAUCGCAAGCACCACCACCUCAGCGCAGAACACGCCGCAGGACUUCGUGGACCUGCACAACCGCGCGCGCGCCGCGGACGGCGUGGGUCCGGUGGCGUGGGACGCCAAGGUGGCCAAGUACGCGCAGGACUACGCCGCGAAACGCGCCGGCGACUGCAAGCUGGUGCACUCCGGCGGGCCGUUCGGGGAGAACAUCUUCUGGGGCUCCGCGGGGCGGGCGUGGAGCGCCGCCGACGCGGUCAAGUCGUGGGUGGACGAGAAGAAGAACUACCACCUGAGCAGCAACAGCUGCGACCCCGGCAAGGUGUGCGGGCACUACACGCAGGUGGUGUGGCGCAAGUCCACCCGCAUCGGCUGCGCGCGCGUCGUCUGCGCCGCCAACCGCGGCGUCUUCAUCGUCUGCAGCUACGACCCUCCCGGCAACUUCAACGGCGAGCGCCCGUUCCUCGGCCUUGACGCGGCUGCCAAGUAG